AUGUGCGCGGGCGCAGGCAUGGCGCGGCGGCUGGUGCUGAACGGUCUGACCGCGGAGGUGAUCGGCGGCGGCGCACCCGCGUCACCCGACUCGCUCGACUGCUACCACGAGCUCGAGUUGUACCGCCAGCUGCUUGCGCUGCCUGAGCCUUCAGACCCUCCACCUACCAACCCAGCCCAUGCCAAUCAGCGGCGGGCCCGCACGCCGUCUCCCGUGCGCACACGCCAAACAGAAUGCACUCCCGCGCCGCGCCGCGCGCGCACCCCGGCUCCGCGACGCGUUCCGACUUCGCCACUGUCGCCGAAGCCACCGUUGCUGUCACCGAAGCCGCCGUUGCCACCGCCGAAUGCGCAAGCACGCCCUGCAAAGAAUGUACAAAAGAAAAUGACCUUGAGACAAUCUUAUUCAAAACUACCAGACCCACACCCAGACGCGGACCCGGACCCGGAACCGGACCUGGACCCGGACACAUACCUGGACCUGGACCCGGACCCGGACUCAGACCCGGACCCGGACCCGGCCCGGACCCAGACCUAG
Pectinophora gossypiella (pink bollworm) is the source of this 537-nucleotide messenger RNA. Its product is annotated as protein TsetseEP-like. The record is from RefSeq and is a predicted model, not a curated record. NCBI's taxonomy places the organism in Eukaryota, Metazoa, Arthropoda, Insecta, Lepidoptera, Gelechiidae. The transcript has 3 exons. Bases 1 to 537 code for a protein of 178 amino acids.